This is a messenger RNA of Insectozyma verbasci, 2247 nucleotides long. The record is from the annotation of a GenBank genome assembly. NCBI's taxonomy places the organism in Eukaryota, Fungi, Ascomycota, Pichiomycetes, Serinales, Debaryomycetaceae.
AUGUCAGAUAAACCAGUUAUAUUAUUGAAUCAAGCAAGUGGUUAUGGUGUCCUAGUUGGGGUCGGUGCCUUAUUUGCAAUUGGGAUGAUUACAACUACAUUUUUAUUGAAAAGAUAUUUGCGCGAAGAUGCGCACAAUACGGAAACCUUUUCAGUUGCAAAUAGAAAUGUUGGAACAUUUUUAACAGCUUCCGCUGUGUAUUCUUCGUGGCUGUGGGCCACGGAAUUAUUACUUUUAAGUAGAAAACUAUUGUCUUCAGUAUGAAUAUUGAAAGUUUUGUUGAUUUUAAUUUGCAUCAAUCUUGAUGAUUUCGCAAAUUUUGCUCACAGAAAAAUAAAUUUUUUGCGCGCGCGCAAUAAUAAAAAAAACUGAUAUAUUAGAAACUGAAUAUUUAAUGGAUUUCAUACUAACAGAUGCUUUUAGGUAGCUUCAAUGGUGUAUAACUAUGGUAUAACUGCUGCUUACUUUUAUGGAGCUGGUUUAACCAUUCAGAUUGCAGUUUUGACUAUGAUUGGAAGUCAUGCAAAGAAAAAAGUUAGAAGUGCCCAUACUUCGUUAGAAAUUGUUGAAUUAAGAUAUGGUAAGGCACAUCAUAUAUUAUAUUUAUUUUUAUGUUUAGCCAAUAAUUUGUUAUCUUGUUCAGCUAUGAUUUUAGGUGCAAGUUCAGCUAUUUCAAUUAUUGCUGGUAAUUUACAUCCAGUAGCUUCAACAUUGUUAAUUCCAUUUGGUGUACUAUUAUAUACGACUUACGGUGGUUUGAAAGCUACAUUUUUAACUGAUUUUGUUCAUACAUUGAUUUUAUUAAUUAUCUUAUGUUAUUUAAAUACUGCAGUUUUAUCAAAUGAUAAAAUCGGUGGAUUAAAUGGAUUAUAUGAUAAAUUAGUAUCAUUUGAUUUAAGUAAAAUAAGACCAAUUGAAGGUAAUUUUGAUGGAUCUGUCAUUACAGGUAAAUCUCAAGGUGCUAUUUUCUUCGGUUUAAUUUUAACUGCUGGUAAUUUUGGUUUAUCAGUUAUGGAUUCAUCAUUUUGGCAAAAAUCAUUUUCUGCAAGUCCAAAAGCAACUGUACCAGGAUACUUAACAGCAGCAGUUUUAAUUUUUAGUAAUGUCUGGGGUUUAGGUUCUAUUAUUGGUGGUGGUUCAAUUGUUUUAGAAAAUACACCAGAUUGGCCAACAUAUCCAAGAGCUUUAACUAAUUAUGAAAUUGCUUCUGGUUUUACAUUACCAUAUACUUUGAAAACAGUUUUAGGAGAUGGUGCAGUAGGUGCAUUUUUAUUAGUUAUUUAUUUAGCAGUUACAUCAACGGUUUCUGCACAAUUAAUUUCAGUUUCAUCAAUUUUAUCAUUUGAUAUUUAUAAGAAAUAUUUAAAUCCAAAAGCUCAAAAUAAAUCAUUAAUUAGAGUUUCACAUUAUAGUUGUAUUUUCUUUGCUUUAUUCAGUGCUGGUUUCACUAUUAUGUUACAUUAUGUUAAUGUUGAUAUGACUUGGUAUACUUAUUUUUAUCCAUUAAUUAUAUGUCCUGGCGUUAUACCAUUAAUUUUCACAAUUACUUGGGAUGGACAAACAAGCUUAGCAGCUUUUGUAUCUCCAAUUUUAGGUUUAAUAUUUGGUAUCGUUGUUUGGACAACUACUGCUUAUCAUUAUUCUGAUGAAGUUACAAUUACAUCAUUAGGUGGUCAAUUACCUGCAUUAUUUGGAUCAUUAACUGCGUUAUUAUUACCGGGAUUAUCAUCUAUUAUAAUUUCAUUAGUAUAUCCAAAGAAAUUUGAUUGGAAUAAAUUGAGUAAAGUUGAUUUAUUAAUUAAACAGGAAAAUGAUGAAAACAAUGAGAUUGUACAAAGUUCAGAUAAUUCAAUUGAAAAGAAUGAACAAACUGAAGUUAAAGUUAAUGAACAAUCUGGUCAAUCAUCGGUUGAUGAUGUUGAGGAAAAUCAUUUAUCAAUAGAUGAAGAAAAACAAGUUGAAAAUUUACCACAGGGUCAAUUAACUGAAAAGGAAUUAGAUUUUUGGAUCAAAGUUAGUACUGGUGCUUCUAUAUUUUUAUUAUUAUUAACAUGGGUUUUAUGGCCAAUGCCAUUGUAUAGAGAUUGGAUUUUUUCAAGAGCUUAUUUUGGCGGAUUUGUUACAAUGGGUUUAGUUUGGGUAUAUGCUGCUUUAUUGAUUAUAGGUAUAGGACCGAUUAUAUCUGGAAGAAAAUCAAUUGCUAAAGUAUUUAAAGGUGUAUAUAAUGAUUUGUUCAAUAGGAAAUAA